AUGCCGGCUCUCUCGAGAUCGCGGGCCACGCCGUCAUCUUUGCAUUCCCAGAAGAGUCAUGUGUUCAAGACCCCUGUAGCCAAGGGUAAGUUGAAGAGGGUUUUCGACGAGGAGGAUGAGCCCGACCUGGGUGGCUAUGGCUCGCCAGAAGAGGACUUUAAGCCGAGGAAGACCAGCAUGAGCGAUGCCAUGAAAUCGUCGCCUGUGAAGAGGACCGGCGAUCGCGAUGAAAGGGGACCUCUGGAGAAACUCACAUCUUUGCUUGAGGAUAUCUUCGAAGCUGAGGACACCUUGCCCGCUGAUGCGGACCUCGAAUCUCUAUCCACCGAGUUCUUUUCUCUGCUCACCGUGGAGCCCGCUCGACCACAGCUACAUCACAACAUAAUCCGCAAACUCACAAAAUACAUUGGCCAGGUGACGCGUCCGAUGAAGCGGCUACGCGGGCAUGGCGGUUCCGUUAACACGCCUCGCGCGCGUGGCCCUGGCAGUAUAGCUGACAUUGAAACAUCGACGCUUUCGCGCAUAUUGAAGAUGCUCGAGCGCAGCGUACGCCUCGGCGAGGACCUCGAUCCUUUCCGUAGCAGCGAGGUCGAGGCUCCGCGCGGUGUGAGCAUGUCGCCGAGCAAGAGGAAGAACGCAAAGGCAAAAAAAGCGCUUUCGCAGACCGAGCGGCGCUCAAAGUCGCAUACUCCAGUGGGUGGUGAGGAUGAGCAGGAAGAGACCAUGAAGGAUGCCGACCCGCCGGUGCAUGAAAUAACCGAAGCCGAUCUGGACAGCCUUGCUCGGGCACUGGAUGUUGCACGGGACAGUAUUCUCGCCGCAGACUGCUGCAUCGCGUUGCUCGGAAGCGAUCGAUUGACGAAGCAGGUUUAUUCGGAGGAGCUGAUCACUGUGUGUCUCUCCGCGAUCAAAAACCAACUAAGCAAGAUCAUCUAUCCGUUCGUUGAGGCUUUUACAGACGGGAAUUUAUCUGGCCUCCUCCACUAUGUCGUCAAAGCCGGUUCUCACGAUGCCAAGGGCUAUCGACGGCAGCUUGCGGAGGUAUUCCAAGCGAUUUCGUCUGUGCUGCCUAGGAUCAACAAUCUCGUGUGUGCGGAUACAGUGGUCAUGUCCGACUCGAUCAUCAUCCAGGCGGUAUAUAUCGCCAUCGGUCCGUUCUUUGUCGUCGAGUCAGAAAGUGAGGGAAAGGGGAGAAAGGACAAUGUCGUCGUGAGCACGUUGGGUCAGAGCGCGAUGCGAGGACUGAGGCUAGAUGCGUUGUCGCUCAUUCGAAGUAUCUUUGCCAACCAUGAAGAUCAGCGCUCGUGGAUUAUCGAGGAGAUCUUAGGGUCUUUAAUCAGACUCUCAGAUACGAAACAGAAGGCAGGGCAAUUUCGGUUGCGAGAUGGUCGUUCAAUACGUACCGUCUCUGCACUAUUACUGCAGUUGGUUCAGACUUCGGCGCAUGGUGUCCGGAUAGAGGCACGUAGGUUUGGCAAGGCACGUCAACAGACGCUUGCUCUCCGUCGUCAAGACAGCAUGGUCGAAAAGGCAGAAGAACCGUUCUUGGACGACAAGGACAUGGGGGAAAUUCAACUAUACAUCUCUGGCCUGGAGUCGGCAAUGAAGGCAGCAAAGACGAUUGUGAUUUUCUUGACGCAACGGUCGGGCAAGGGCAAGGCUACCAAAAACUCGAACGAGUCCGAAUACCGUGCCAUCUUUGAUAAUUUAGUUUCGGAUCUUCUAGUAGUCCUCUUUUGGCCAGAAUGGCCAGCUGCAAGUUUAGUGUUGAGCAUCGUCUGCAGAUUCAUGGUCUCAUCUUUGGACGACGUGAAAUCUACAAAUCAAGCCGAUAACAACGCUGCCAAGACGAUCGCACUUGAUCACCUCGGCGUCAUCGCUGCUCGGCUACGCUCCAGUUCUCUCAAGUUCAAGCAAAUAGAAAAUGGUUCUGAUUCUCCGGCCUUGAGGCCCUUGGACGAGGUUCUGUCAAAUGCGAACAUGAAACAACUGGAGCGACUUAUUGCAGCUCACCAGGAAGUGGUGACACAUCUCUCAAAACGAUCCUCCGAGGAUCAAGCAUACGAGGCAAGUAGUGCCAGGGAGCUCACGGCCGUCACUUGGGGUCAAGAAUUGGCUUUUGCUCUCAAACAAUUCAAUGCAAACCUGGCAGAUGAUGGCGAUGACCUCGAUCUCAUCAAGUCUAGUCAACCCAAGGCACUCCGUAUUGGCAAUAAGAUCAAGGCUGCAUUGAGAGACAUGUGGAAGGACGCCGCUACUGAUGUAUUCGACAUAAGCUCUCAGGACGAUGUGACGCAUGUGGAUCGUCUGGCUGAAGAAAUAGGAAUUAUUCAGGAUUUGAAGAACUCAUACCAUCCAAUCUUGAAUGUCAUCCUGCUCGCUCUGGAUGCACCGCCAGUUUUCAUGCGUACAAAAGCCUUGAGAGCGCUCGGUCAAAUCGUUACGAGUGAUCCUACAAUUCUAUCGACUCCCAAUGUCCGCCGUGGAAUUGAGAGCCAUCUGCUUGACAGCUCCCCAGCUGUGCGCGAUGCUGCUGUCGAGCUCAUUGGAAAGUACAUGAUCGACUCGCCCGAAGUAGCGGGCAACUACUUCCAGAAGAUCGCAGAUCGUAUCGCAGACACCGGACUGGGAGUUCGCAAGCGCGUCAUAAAAUUACUCAAAUCUUAUUACGGCGUCAUCGACGACAGCGAACAUCGUACAGAUAUCUGCACCAGACUGGUGAUGCGGAUGUUCGACGAGGAUGAUACCGUCAAGGAUCUGGCAGUUAAGACGAUCGAAGAACUUUGGUUCCAAAGCCCUGUUUCCGCUAUGUCAUUGCAACGAUCGCAAGCUGCUGCUGCUCCCAUCAAUUCGGCUGACAAAACUCAGCUACUGGCGAAGGUUUCGAUCAUCAUGGGUGUAUCAGGACAUUUCAAAGAUCGACAGUCGCCUCUAGAAGAUGUGUUGCACAAGAUCAUGGCCGAUAAAGAAGGCGCGGAGGCGAAUGCCCUUCAUGUACGUUAUGCUGAAAUCUGUGAGGCAUUAAUCGACGGCCUUGUGGAUGCGUCAGAACUUCCAGGCUUUACCGUGAUCAAUUGUAUCAGGACUAUCUAUCUCUUUGCGACGGCGUACCCGACUGUGCUCUCGGGGUCCCAUGCGUCAACAUUGUUGCCGUACUUAAAAAACUCUUCAACGCCUGAAGAGCAGGUGACAUCAGACUACCUGCUUAAGAUCUUCCGUGUCUCUAUUCCGAACAUGCCGAAAACAGCCGCCAAAUUCGGACAGGAACUUCAGCUGGCAUUGCAGCCAAUGAUUUUGAGGCCUUCGACGACGGGCGGGGUUCAGGCAUUGCAAGAGACUGUGGCCUGCAUGUGUGCCGUAGUCCAAAACCUGACUCAUGAUUUCACCCGUCUGGUGGCUUUGUUGAAAUCAUGCAACCUUCGCCUGCAACAAGCGAUUGCACGUUCCUCGACCCAAUCUAUGGCACCUACCGACGCGCGAGCCCUCUCGAUUCUCAUUUUCAUCGUGUCCCUUUUAGCGGAGCACUGUGACUUCGACCACUUAAGAAGCGGAAAUCAAGAACUGGCUCCUGACUUGGACGCUAUAUCAAAGGGGUCCAUCAUCGUCCACAUCUAUCACAGUCUACUGAAGCUGUAUCACAAGCAUAGUGAGGCAGGUCUGCGAGGACGCAUUCUUCAAUGCCUUGGCUUCCUCUUCAGGUCUCAGCCCACCUUGAUGACUCUGGAUUCGUCUGCUGUGAUCAUGGACGCCAUUUUCGCAUCGCCAGAAGAUGAGAGUCGUGGACGGUUACUCAAGAUACUGCAAGAUUUCUUGGUAUCUGAGGCGUCAAAGCAUGCUGCAAAGGAAAAGAAGAGCGCAAGACCAAAGUCGGCUGCCACCGAUGUCAAUAUGGAGGAACUAGUCGGGAAUACCGAUGGUUUUGCUGACUCAGGGGUGAGCUCCGCGGUGGUUCAAAGAUAUCUUGAUCCCAUAUUGCAAGCUGCACUAUCAACACACGCACAGACCCAAGCCGCCGCCGUGGAUAUCUUGAGCUUCACUAUCAAACAAGGUCUUGCACAUCCUCUACAGUCCUUCCCUGUGAUUAUAGCUCUGGAGACCAGUCCAAAUGCUGCAUUGAGUGGAAGAGCCAGCGCUUUGCAUGCCAUAUUGCAUAGCAAACAUGCAUCACUCCUCAAUUCUCGAUACACUAUAAGUGCUCGAUCUUCUUUUGAUUACCAGAAGACACUCAUGCAAGGUCAUGUCCAAGGAUAUCGCGUACAAAACGUCCCGACUGCCUUGCUUCAACGCUGGUACUCACUCGUUCGAGAGAAGCGUGCCUCGAAGCUAGAUUUUCUGAAGUCACUCGUGCGAGUGUUUGACAUGAACACUUCUCUAUCGAGCACUCAAGAUGACAUCGACUUCGCUCGGUAUAUGGUGGAGAACUUUGCCACCUUCGACUACAAGUCUCAAGAAGAGGUGCUUAUGGUCGUGAAAAAUCUUAUUGCCGUAUUAUCGACGGCUGGCAUGCAAUUGAUGGAGUCAUUAUCACCGUCACAUCUACUCACUCAGCUGCAUGAGCCCGUACAUCCGAAUCCUGGAGACAUAGAGAUGUCUGACGCUCAGGUCCAACCGGGGGACCUGAUCCCGCCAAACGGAGCCUCAAAUCCUUCGUGGCAAUCGCUUGACAAAUUGCCACUGCUCCGUUGCUCCGUCGUUAUCGCUAUGAUCAUGCUCUUGAAGGGUCAUCUCAAGACUUUAUAUGGUCUCUCAGAAGAAAAAUGCUUGAAAUGGGUCAUCGGCAAGAAGAAUGCAAUGGGCGACAAGCCUGCUAACAGACGUUACAAUAAUCUGCUCUCGUGGGACCGUAUACCUUUCGCGACAGCACCGCUGCUGACCACACAAGAUAUAGCUAGUCAGCGGAAUACAUUCCUCGAAAUCUGGAAUGAAGAUGGUGUCACGGUUGACCCUGAAGAUGACAUGGACUAA
Messenger RNA from Heterobasidion irregulare TC 32-1, 4965 nucleotides. RefSeq lists its product as uncharacterized. Gene Ontology annotation, biological process: regulation of gene expression; replication-born double-strand break repair via sister chromatid exchange; establishment of protein localization to chromatin. The record is from RefSeq and is a predicted model, not a curated record. The transcript has 26 exons. Lineage: Eukaryota; Fungi; Basidiomycota; Agaricomycetes; Russulales; Bondarzewiaceae. The coding region runs from base 1 to 4965 and encodes 1654 amino acids. Gene Ontology annotation, cellular component: Scc2-Scc4 cohesin loading complex. Gene Ontology annotation, molecular function: chromatin binding.